AUGGCAUUCCAGCCGACCCCAAUGGAUGUGUCCGUCAUCAUCACCAAUGCGGCUUUGGCCAAGUCUGGGAACUCGGAACCCAGAUUUCUGACCGAACGCCGUAUCACCCCAACCUGGACCGUGUUGCAGGUCAAGGGGAAGCUGGAGACCAUGACGGGCAUUCCACCUGGAAGUCAGCGUCUGCGGGUGAAAGUCCCCGGGCAACCCGAUCAAUGGGCCGAUGAAGAUGAUCGCCUGAUUGGAAAUUAUGGAUUAGUGAAGGGAACGGAAAUUGAGGUUAACGACAGUCGUCCCCAGACAAUGCGGGCGAAUUUCACCGACUUGUCCAGUGUUGAGAAAUAUGUGCUGCCUACUGAAACAUACGAAGCUCGUUCAGACUCUGUUCUGGCCUGGAAGAAGAACCAGAAGUUGGGUCGUUUUGACCCUACUGCUCUAUCACCCGAGGAAUCUCUGCGCCACCAGGUUGAGAAAGACCAGGCAGAGAUUCAAACCAGAGGUUCGUUGACAGCAAGCAUCUUCAAUGCGAUUCAAACAGAUCUAAUGGGUUCAAUGACAGACAUCGCUGUUUCCAAGCGGGCUAUCAUCCUGCCUUCCUCCCCACCGCACAUUCGUCGCGGCACGAUUCGUUUCGUGGGACCUGUUCCGACAAUUCCCAUCACUGGCCCGGCCCGUGAGCUCCAGCAGAGCCCAGACCUCCCGACGGAGCUCCAACCAAUUUGGGUUGGAAUUGAGCUCGAUGAGCCACUGGGAAAGAACGACGGCAGCGUGGGUGGACAGCGCUACUUUGAGUGCUUAGGCAACAGCGGCGUUUUUGUCAAGCCCGAGAAGGUCGAGGUAGGAGAAUUCCCGCCUUUGGGUUUAGAUGACGAGUUGGAUGAGUUGAUGGAAGAAAUUUGA
This is a messenger RNA of Penicillium soppii, 897 nucleotides long. RefSeq names its product tubulin-folding cofactor B. Gene Ontology annotation, cellular component: cytoplasm; microtubule plus-end; nucleus. Lineage: Eukaryota; Fungi; Ascomycota; Eurotiomycetes; Eurotiales; Aspergillaceae. The transcript has 2 exons. Bases 1 to 897 code for a protein of 298 amino acids. The record is from RefSeq and is a predicted model, not a curated record. Gene Ontology annotation, biological process: post-chaperonin tubulin folding pathway; tubulin complex assembly; cytoplasmic microtubule organization. Gene Ontology annotation, molecular function: alpha-tubulin binding; microtubule plus-end binding.